Molecule: messenger RNA, 2200 nt
Organism: Saccostrea echinata
Lineage: Eukaryota; Metazoa; Mollusca; Bivalvia; Ostreida; Ostreidae
Exons: 1
Coding region: 534-2159 (541 amino acids)
Biological process (GO): neuropeptide signaling pathway
Cellular component (GO): membrane
Molecular function (GO): neuropeptide receptor activity
Source: RefSeq, a predicted model, not a curated record
CAAUAAGCCUUAAUAAAUUCUCAGUGGAUUUAAACUUUUGUAAUGUAUUGAUCCAUUGUAUUCAGUGUCAGACAACUGUUUGUCUAUCAAAUCAUAACUUUCCGCGUUGAGGAAUGGACUUUUUGAAAUCAUUAUCUACUCUUUGACUGGGAUUUCUCUCGCUGACAUUCCGUUGUCAUGGUGGCGCGCUGUCAAAUUGAUGCCCGUGUCGCAGUGUCUCUUCGACAAAGCAAGUAUGCACCUGAAAUUGAUCUGUUUCUACAGCUUUCAUUACUUCAGUUACAUUGACUCAAUAAAUGUUAGUCUGCAUGAAAACAAGCGGAAAUGAUCUCAAUAGGAAAGUAGAGAUUUAAUGCUUUCAAAAAUACGUCGUGCAUUUGUUACGGUGCGUUAUUAAUUUAUAAGACUCUGUAGCUUUCAGGAAGGAUGUUAGUAGUUAUUUCCCCAGAGACUUCUUUGAUGACCAAAUUCGCCUGAAAUUUAAUGAACCAUUGUGACAUUACAGCCAGGGAAAGGUGCGCUUGGUCUGUAGUAUGGAUACCACGACACUAGAACAGUGGAACACUUCUCUUUCGAAAAAGUUCACGGUCAGCACAAUUCUUCAGUGCUGUUACCUUGUUGUCGGAGUGCUCGGAAACUUACUGGUGAUAUCUAUGUAUAAAUUCAAAAUGAGGGGCCAAAACGAGGACCGCUUUUUUAUCCCAGUGUUGGCAGUGGUUGACCUGGCAGGAUGUCUCACAUCAGCCUCGCUAUCCCUGACUCGUAACUUGUUUCCAGUGAUGUUUCCAAGUGAAGUUAUUUGUAAGCUCCUGUUUUUUAGCACCUCUUUGACCAUCAUAAGUUCUUUACUUCUUUUACUAGUCAUCUCUGUUCAGCGCUACCAAAAGAUUUGUCGACCAUUCGGCUGGCAGAUGACAGAGAGCCACAAGUACUGCUUUGUGGCGAUGACUGUGUGCUGUGCCGGACUGUUGUCCAUUCCUGUCAUUGUUUUGUAUGGAAAGCACCCAAUUCAAAGGGCCAACAUCACCGGCGUUCAGUGUGGGGUCGGAACAGGUAAACAUGGCGAUCUGGCUAUCUACAACUACAUUAUUUUGACCUUAGAGUGUAUUGCCGUUGGUAUAAUGACUUACCUUUAUUUCUUAGUCGGUAAGAGGGUUUUCUACAGUUUUAAAAGUAUGAAGAGUUACAGACGUAAUUUUUCAAUUUCAAAGAACUCCAAUGCAGCUGUACACUGUCCUUCAGAAGAUGAGAGUUUUAUCUCUAAAGAAAGUGCAGAUAUUUGUACAGACAGGAAUGAGGAGAAAUUGAAGGAAAACCAACCAGUGACAGAAAAUUCAUCAGAUCUCAAGAAAGAAAACAACAGCCAGGAACUCAUUCAUAUUCUUGUAUGUAACGCAAGCACACAGACAAUGCCUAGACGAACAGCGAAAAAGUCAUUGAGCAUUGAUACGCAGUGUAGGAGGGAUCACAAUGACAGAGAACUACUGGAUAACACAGACUGUUCCGCUGAGGACGCUCCGGUAUUUAUCUGUGAUUCGGUGGAUCUUCCAUCCGAAAAAGGGGAACUCGAUUCUGUACAGGAAAAUGGCGUAGAUGUAAAACAAUUGUUGAAGAAAAACAUCGACAACAGCUGUACAGAAAAAGCAGAGAACCAGGAUGCUGUGACGAAGAAAAUUAGAAGUCAGAGUGUAGUGUCACUUACUAACAAGAGAAAUCAAAGUGUUCCUUGUUUUGGCAAACAAAGAAACCAAAGUAUUUCAUCUUUUAGUAAAAGCAGAAAUCGAAGUGCACCAUCCUUAAAUAAAAACAAAAACCAGAGUGUAGCAUCUUUUAGUAAGGACCGAAAAGCGUCAAAUGUAGACUCUAUAUAUAGCAAUAAAAACACGUGUACGGCUCAUCGCUAUACAAUUAUGUUCAUCGUCAUAUCGUUCGUGGCUAUUGUUACGUAUAUUCCACCGUGGAUAUUUAUCAUCAUGGAGACACGGGACCACGACUUUUGGAGUGAGCUGACAUACAGCGAGAGCGUUACCUUUAUCAUCAUCCGCCGGAUUUACAUUAUCAAUCACGUGAUUAAUCCAGUCAUAUAUGGACUUUUUGACGGACGAUUCCGGUACACACUUAAGAAAAUGCUUUGUCCAAAGGUGGAUAUAACAUUAUGACAUUGUAAAUUAGAACUCUAUUCUGAUAAAUGUCAAUCAAG